AUGGGCAAUACGUUCACGGUUUUCGGCCGACAUGCUCUAAAAAGAGUUCGACGAUUCAAUGUUCAAAGUAGAACCGAAAAGUAUCCGGAAAGGCAUCACGAUAAGCCGGAAAGAGCUCCUCUCUACGAAGCCACCAUGAGAGAAGUGGAGAAAUUGACGAAAGAAAUGCCCGAUUUGACGGAAGAAAUGAAAAAGAAAGAUGAUACCUUGUUGAAUAAUCUGCGCAAAGUUUACGUCACCUCUGAAGGCGAUAAUAAAGAUAGUUUUUCUCAAGAAAGAGUAGAUUCGAGUAGGGAAGCUGAAUUUUUACAAGCCAAAAGAAGUACUCGACGACGCUCCACCUGGAAAAUACACCACAUAGCACGCUUUAACCAUCAUUCAGCAGUAUCAAAGAAACACCAUCGCGAAUUCGACGAAAGCUUUAGCCGCUCAAUUCAAUUUGGAACCUUCUGUUGUUGGUAUGGUAUAAGUUCUCGCCAUUCGGAAUUUUUCAACGCGGAUUAAUUUUCUAAUAUAGUCUUUAUUAUUUCUAGCCAAAAUAACCAAACACGUUGAAAUACUAGACUACUACGAUCCGAAGAAGAUGAAAGAAACCUCUCACGAGAAGAUGCUGAAAGACUUGAUACCGAUUUUUUUACAAAGGUAAAUCCGAAGCGGAUUUAUUGGUCGAACUGCAACAGGAAGCCGACAAGAGAACCAAAAACUACAGAAGAAAUUUACAUCGAAUCUGAUCAACCGAUUGACGAAUGGCCAUCGAAAGAAACCUCCGAUAAAAAAGAACAAAUUUACACCGAUUUAGAAAUAUAUCGUAAAACUGGCAAAUUACCCGACGGACCUAAACUGAUAGAAGGGCGAAAAUUGGACGAUUUGACUGUCGAAGAUAUUAAAAGAUUAACUGCAAAAAAAUCGGAUCAUGAUUCGCCAGAAACGCCUAGCAAUGAUGGAGAUACGGAGUCUGAAAAAAAAAAAAAAAAAAAAAAACAUACCCGAAGAUCAGCAAAAAGCGACUAAUUAAACGUAGACAUUUUGUUAUUAUUUAGAAUUAAAUUAUCGUUUUCAACGUUUUAUUUUCGUUACGAAACAGUAAUAUCAUCAAUCGCGUGUAACUGCGUAUUUCCGUUGGUCAUGCUGUUUGCUGUGAUUGCGGCCAUUGUCCAACCUAAAAAUAUUUGAAGCAAAACUUUCUCGGGAGGAGGGGCGGCUGCUCGCUUACACUCGUUAUUUCUGAGCAUCGAAUUUGAUACGAAUCGGAAACUCGACGAUUAACGCAGGCCACGUUCGCAUCAUCAAACAGUAAUACGCAUCGUCGUCCAACACUUUUAUUUUGUUAUUUACAAAUGAGACGAAUUACUUUAAACGGAAUGGAGACUUGGCGAGUAACGCGUCUCGAACUCGAUAGAUCGGCGCGACUGGACCGAUUGCGAUGGAUUUCGGCGGGUAACCGCGCAAAUUCGAGUUAUUGAUACGAGAGAAUGUACAUUGUACAAUGAUACACGACAGCGACGCGCUUUACGCUUUACGCUUUAUCCAGAAAAAUCAUUAUGAUCGAACAGCUGUUGUUCGUAAAGUUCGGCUUUAACAACACGUCCGGCAAAGAAUCGUCCACCCAAAGCAUCUUUCGCUUUUUCCGCUUCUGCAAAAUUACGAAAAACGGAAACGUUACACCAACGAGUAACUAACUGACGUCAUCAACACUAACAACCAACUAAUCCGUCUUACCCGACAUGGCGCUGAAUUCGACAAAAAUCUUGACAAUCACAUCGUCGUCAUCUUCUUCGGAUUGUUUUUCGUUAUAUAUUAUAACUCGUUCCACAUUACCGUACCUGAGACGACAUUUGAAAACAUUCCAUUAGUUUCGAUACGAAAAUAAUACGCAAUAGGUAGAUAUGUAAGUCGAGUACGCAGUUGUGACAAGUUUUAUCGCGUCGCAAGCGCAGAUCAAGUUUUAGAAAUAGAAUGUACGUAAGACAUUUUAAAUUAACUGACAAGCCAAGUUCAAUUCAAAACAAGCGGAUAGCGGGCGAAUGGAUACGGAUAAAGGGACCGGUCAUGAACAGACCAGUAGGCGAUAAUACCAGUAAGUAUACGGUAAUUUGUAAACGUACUUGGAACAUUCGUCUUGAAUUUCUUCUUGAAGAGACUCGUCCACGUCUUCCGGUCCGACCAUAUUACGGAGAAUGACCACUUUGCUCUGAAAAUCAAGAACAACGCGUUUAAACGACGUUUAACCAUAUGCUAGGCGACAAAAGAACACAGUUCGCCGUAAGCUACGACUACGAAUCCGAGUAUAUUACCAAGCUGCUUUCAACAGCCGAUACCGUAUCGAAUUUUCCUUACACUUACCUCUACUUUACGCAUUAAUUUCUGCAUAACCAAAUGUCUAGCACUUUGUCCCUUGAUGGACAUAUUCUCUUGUUGCUGCAAAGUCUGAGGUUCCACGUCUUCUAGUAAUUUUUUUUGCAAUUCUUCUUGUUUUUUUUGCUGUAAAAAAAAAAAGACAUACGAAUUACGAUUUAAAACAAGUGUUAUCUGGCGAGCAUUUGGAGCGUCGAAUAACGAACGCGUUUCGUGUCGCGUCGGUACUUACGUUAGCUUGUUCUUGAGCGCGUUUCAUAGCGUCGACCUGCAAACUGAGUCCGGAAGCUGCAGCGGUGGCGGCAGCGAUUCCGCCGCCAGUUGAGCUGCCGAUGGUGGCGCCAGCGUUGCUGCCGCUACCGUGUUGAGAAGCCAUGGAAAUGGCGGAAACAGCGGCGGCGGCGGGGCCGGCACCGGUGGUAGAAUUGGUGGCGGCGGCUGCUGCCGCCGCAGCGACGGCAACGGCCGUCAUAACGGGCGAUCCGAUGACCGGCGUGCUCGCUAUUAUGGGAACGGGAGCUCGAAUCUGUUGCGGAAUAGCGAUACCGGGUGGCGGAAUGGCGGCAGGCAGUCCGACAGCGGAAGACGUGACCGAAGCAGCGGAGGCCGCCGCCAGAGCCGGAGCUACGCCGGGCGCGAUCGACUGCAAGGCCGGCAACGCCGCCGGUAUUACGGUCUGCGCUCCCAACUGAGAACUCAAUUUGGUGAUGCCGAGGACGGCGGUGGUCGCGACCGCGUCCAUCGCUUGAAUUUUGGCGGUAGCGGCAGCCGCCGCUACGGCCGCCGCCGUUGGCAUGUGACUAGCCGACGUAGAAGACGAAUGCAACGCAUUCGGAGGCGUAAUGGCUCGGCCGACGCGUAAAUACUGACCUCCCAAGUCGAAUAAAUUCAUGGACGCGAUCGCCUCUUGGGCGGCUUGUUUCGUUUCGUACUCGAUAAAGCCGUAUCCUUUGUGCCGAUGCGGCGAACUACUCGGUUGCAAUCUGCACGACUUGAUCGGACCAAAUGCUUCGAAUACGCUGAAAAUAAUAACGCGCGCCAUUAAAGUCUACAAUCGUCCCACUAUACGCGUAAAAACGCCUAUCAAACAGCGCCAACGUAAACGUACCUUUUGAUAUCGUCCUCAGUGAGGUCAGGAUGAAUAGACGCCACGUAAAUACGAUUGUACUGCUUCGCUUCUUCGGUGAUUUCGUCGAUGACCGAUUGCGCUUGAGGCAUAUUACUCGGCCGGCCAACCUGCAAUACAUACGCACGAGCACGACGUCUCAAUUGAAAGCCGACAACGCGACCGAGGCACCGGCACCGGUACCGGUACCGCCCGCCGCGCCGGUGCCAAUUAGGAAAGGUGAAACGACAAUACUUACCACUUUGAUAUUCCUGCCGCCCAACAUGACGCCGUUCAUUUGUUCUAACGACAACUGCGCCGCUUCUGGAAUAUCGUACUCUACAAAUGCGAAUCCUUUAUGUUUUUGAGUAAUCGGAUCCCAAGACAUGUUGAUCGAUU
This is a messenger RNA of Planococcus citri (citrus mealybug), 3859 nucleotides long. Its product is annotated as protein NDUFAF4 homolog. NCBI's taxonomy places the organism in Eukaryota, Metazoa, Arthropoda, Insecta, Hemiptera, Pseudococcidae. The transcript is spliced from 3 exons. The record is from RefSeq and is a predicted model, not a curated record. The coding region runs from base 1 to 504 and encodes 167 amino acids. Gene Ontology annotation, cellular component: mitochondrion. Gene Ontology annotation, biological process: mitochondrial respiratory chain complex I assembly.